AUGGCAGCCGUCACACUCCCAUCCAAAACAGAUCUCGCCCAAUUUUGGGUCGGCAAAGACAUGACCGAUGUGCCCAAACCCGCCGCAGUGCUCGACCGAGCCAUCGUCCGCCGGCAUUGUCAACGAAUGCAGAACACUGUAAAGGCCCUCAGCGUGGGGUUUCGAGCCCAUGUAAAGACACACAAGACGGUCGAACUCGCCGCAAUGCAAAUCGAUGACACCGCACCCACAGCAAAUUUCAUCGCCUCAACACUCCUUGAAAUCGAAACACUCACCAGCCUCCUCAAAUCUCUUCAAUCCAAGGGCCACCGUAUCAACGUUCUCUAUGGCAUCCCUCUCGUCCCAUCAACAGUUCCCCACCUCGCCCACCUAGCAAAAGACCUAGGUCCAGAUAGUAUCUCAGUCAUGAUCGACCACCCAGAUCAAGUCCCCUUCUUGACUAACUUUGCUUCUGUCGCGGGCUUUCCAGCCUGUGUCUUUGUCAAAGUAGACACAGGCUACCACCGCGCCGGCCUCCCACCCGUAUCUUUGAACAAGAACGGACUUUUGGAGAAAUUGGCCUCGGCCGAACAAUCCGGAUCUGCACAUCUCAUAGGCCUCUAUUCACAUAGUAGUCUCAGCUACAGCGCCACGACAGCCGAGCAAGCUAUGGGACAUUUAAUCUCCGAGAUCCAGGGAUGCAAAGAUGCGCUGAACCGGUGGCUUCCUCUGCUCCCAAAACGAGAAUUGGUUAUUAGCGUUGGUGCCACGCCGCAGGUUGCAAGCUCGAAUAAUCUUGUUCUGGGAGCGAUAUCGCCCAAAGCGGAGGAGUUGAUGGCGUUGCUGAGGGAUCCGUGUGCUGGGGCCCAGGUGAAGAUUGAAUUACACGCGGGCAAUUAUCCGGUUCUGGAUAUGCAGCAGGUUUCUACAAAUGCGCGGAUUGGAGCGGGGAGGUUAGAGGAAGAAAUUGCGCUUUGCGUGGUUGCUGAGGUUUGCAGUGUUUAUAAUGAUGGGGAAAGAGAGAGGGCUGAGGCGUUGCUUGCGGCAGGGACUUUGGCGUUGGGGAGAGAGCCGUGUCCUAGUUAUUCAGGAUGGGGAGUUCUUUCAGACUGGGGGUUGAAGAGUCAGGAUAGGCUGAUUGUUGAGAGGAUCAGUCAGGAACAUGCGAUUGUUGCGUGGGACGGUGGGAAGGAGGGGAAUAUUCCCUUGGAGGUUGGACAAAUUGUCAAGGUGUUUCCGAAUCAUGCAUGUGUGACAGGCGCGUACUAUGGUUGGUACUUUAUUGUUGACUCGGAUAAGGAUCCGUCGGCGUCGAAGAUCGUGGACGUGUGGAUUCGGGGACGAGGAGAAAAUACGGAUCCGAUGACGGCAACGAGGUUUCAGUAA
Molecule: messenger RNA, 1365 nt
Organism: Penicillium maclennaniae
Lineage: Eukaryota; Fungi; Ascomycota; Eurotiomycetes; Eurotiales; Aspergillaceae
Exons: 2
Coding region: 1-1365 (454 amino acids)
Biological process (GO): D-serine catabolic process
Molecular function (GO): D-serine ammonia-lyase activity
Source: RefSeq, a predicted model, not a curated record